Malurus melanocephalus (red-backed fairy wren) is the source of this 3080-nucleotide messenger RNA. RefSeq names its product endo-beta-N-acetylglucosaminidase (gene ENGASE). Gene Ontology annotation, biological process: protein deglycosylation. The transcript is spliced from 14 exons. Lineage: Eukaryota; Metazoa; Chordata; Aves; Passeriformes; Maluridae. Gene Ontology annotation, molecular function: mannosyl-glycoprotein endo-beta-N-acetylglucosaminidase activity. The record is from RefSeq and is a predicted model, not a curated record. Gene Ontology annotation, cellular component: cytoplasm. The coding region runs from base 61 to 2232 and encodes 723 amino acids.
AGCCGGGCCCGGUGGCGGCAGCGGCGGCCUCAGUGCGGCGGCGGCGGCGGCGGCAGCGCCAUGGCGGAGACGGCGGAGCGGCCCGAGCGGAGAGGGAAGAGAACGGGAACCGAGGCCGGGAGCGGGAGCGGAGCGGAGGAGCCGGCGGAGGCGGAGCGGGCCGGGCGGCGGCGGCGGAGCUUGCAGCCGGCGGCGGACACCCAGGGAACCACUGUCCUGCAUGCCACCAUCAGCGACCGCCCGCAGCCGCUGCCAGCCAGGUACUUUGACACAAAGACGACGGAGCCCAUCAGCUUCUUCUUGUCAGGCCUGGAAGAGCUGCUGGCCUGGCAGCCCAACAGCGAUGAUGAGUUCAAUGUGUCGGCCGUGCCCCUGGCCAAGCGCCAGCCCCCGCUCCACAGCAGGAGGCCCCGAACACUGGUGUGCCAUGACAUGCGUGGCGGCUACAUGGAGGACAGGUUCAUCCAGGGCUCAGCCACGCGCAACCCCUAUGUCUUCUACCACUGGCGCUACAUCGACAUCUUUGUCUACUUCAGCCACCACACUGUCACCAUCCCGCCUGUGGUCUGGACCAAUGCAGCACACCGGAACAGUGUCCCUGUGCUGGGCACAUUCAUCACGGAGUGGACAGACGGGGAGAAGCUGUGUGAGGCGUUCCUGGCCGGCGGUGAGGAGGUGUACAGCACUGUGGCCGAGCAGCUGGCCCGCAUUGCCCAGCACUACCGCUUCGACGGCUGGCUGAUCAACAUCGAGAACACUCUGAGUGCAGCAGCAGUGGGGAACCUGCCCGGCUUCCUGCGUGACCUGACAGCGCGGGUGCACAGCGCCGUGCCGGGAGGACUGGUGAUCUGGUAUGACAGCGUCCUGAAGAAYGGCACCCUGAAGUGGCAGAAUGAGCUGAAUGAUGAGAAUAGGAUGUUCUUUGAUGCCUGUGAUGGGCUGUUCACCAACUACAACUGGAARGAGGAGCAGCUGGAGCGCACACGCAGGCUGGCUGGGCAGCGUCAAAACGACGUCUAUGUCGGUGUUGAUGUCUUUGCCCGUGGGGAUGUGAUCGGUGGUGGCUUCGACACUGACAAGUCCCUGCGCCUGAUCCGCCAGUACGGCCUCUCUGCAGCCAUCUUCGCUCCUGGCUGGGUCUAUGAGCACCUGGGCAAGGAAAACUUCCUGCAGAACGAAAACAGGUUCUGGGGCUUGCUGGCCGAGUACCUGCCCACGCACAGCAUUUGCACGCUGCCCCUCGCCACCUCCUUCAGCCUGGGCAUGGGCACCAGCACGUUCCUGGAUGGGAAGGAUGAAGAGUCUGGGCCCUGGUUCGACCUGAGUGCGCAGGACAUCCAGCCGCUGUACCCAGAGCAGCAGGGCAGGCUGAGCACCAGCUGCUGCCUGCAGGACGCCUGGUGCGGGGGCAGCUCGCUGCGGCUGCAGGGCACCAUCCCGCCCGGCGAGGAGCACGUGGCUGUCCGCCUCUUCUCUUUGCAGAUGCCAGCCCCUCCCAAGCUCUUUGUGACCCUGCUCUACAAGCUGGAGGGGCCGCAGCCCGAUGACUUCACGGUGGCACUGGAGGUCACUACCUGGGACUCGGGGAUCUGCCUCGAGGGCAACCCCACCUCCCUGCCCGAGCCCAACGGCCGCUACCACCCCCGGUUCCUCCCAGCACCGCCGCCUGGCCUCGCCAAGCUGCUCGCUGCCUGCCACCGUAACUCGCAUGGCUGGACCAGCCGGUGCUACGAGCUGGAGCUGCAGGACUGCAGCCUGCGAGACCUCUCUGUAAUCGUGUCCCGCCAGCAGCCCAGCCUGCAGGAGACAUCCUUCAGCUGCCUCCUUGGGGAGGUCCGGGUGCUGGACACAGCCAGUGUGACAUCCUCCCCGGCGCAGGUGCACAGUGUGACGGCCUCGCAGCUCUGGUGGCAGSAGGGCCCCGAGCCGCAGCAGCUCUYGCUCAGCCUCACCCUGCGCUGGUCCUUCCCUCCCGGCCGUGCCAGAUGGUUCCGGGUGCUGAGCCAGGGUGCCCGGUGCCGCCUGGGCCAGACGGCGCCGCAGCUGCUGGGGCUGGCGCAGGGCUGCCUGUUCCGCGCCGUGGGGCUGGYGGUGCCGCAGCCAGACCCCGGGCAGUCGUGCCGGCUGGAGCUGCUGGUGGAGCCGGUGCUGCAGAAUGAGCUGCCCAUGGACCCCGAGCGCUGGGGCCGCCUCGUGCUGGUCUAUUCCGCACCAGGCUUGGAUGGGCAGUAAAGCAACCGUGGUGCAGCCCGUGUCAUCUGCUCCGUGUGGCAGGCGGGCUGUGGGCAGGGGGCUCGGAGGAUGGAGGCUGCAUUUUAUCACCCUGGGUUGCUGGGUCCCUCUUCUUACUGUGAGGGCCCACUGGGUGCUGAYCAGGACCCUGCAAGUGGCUGGCAGGGACCCCCCGACAUGUGUGACCCCAGACUGAGGCACCUGCCCUGAGAACCCCGCCAGCUCCUGCAGCCCUCACUGCCCCAGGCUGUGUGACCCAGGCUGGGUUUAGGUGCCCYAAGACCUCAGGAUGCCCACCACACAUCCCCUCAGGGCUCAGCCUGGUGGGGAGCUGCCAGCAUGGGAUCUGUGGCAGCCCUGAGGAGCAGCCCAGCAUGGGUGACCACUGUGCUCAUUAAUGCCACCAGCCUGCGCUGCCUCCCCUGAGCAUCUUGUGAGGAGGAGAGAAAAUUUAUAGCAGCAAUUAUUUACUCACAGUCUGGUGAACAAGCAAUUAGCUGGCAGGAGCAGGCGAGYGCUCCUGCAGUGGGGUCCCAAGCCCUGUCCCCAAACAACGUGGGCUCCAYCAGGGACACCAAUGUCAGCGAUGGAGCUGCUGCUCCUGAGGCGGAAAACGUGCUCAGGAAUGAAUUACCUGAAGGCUGGAGAAUGAAGGGCUUGGCCCAGCCAUGAGAGCGCUCCUCAUGCAGCACCCUGCUCCCUCACCAUGCUGAGUUUGGGGRCCCCAAGGCUCCCCCAGUUGCCCACAGGCAGUGGCCCCUGCCCAGCACGGCCGGAUCCACUGUAGCAGCCACAGCCCCGCGCCCCCGCACCUCAACCAAUCAAAACCUGAGUCGCCCUAGUUGAAG